AUGUCUUUUGUCCUUGACUCGUCUGACAACAGUCAGGUCUCGUUGAAUCCACUAAGCAACGGCCACUCCUCUUUGCAUCUGGAAAGUGCAAGCCCCACUCUAAAUACCAGGCAUAUGCAUUCUCACCAGUAUAUGGCGCUUCCCUUCAUGAAUAACUACGUGUCUGGCAUGCGGAAUGAGCUGAUGAAUAUUUCAGCUGAACGUCGUAAAGCAGAUAACGAACGAACGCUUAUGACUUACUACAGUUCAAAACUACGCAUUCCCCGCCAAGACAGCGUUACAAGUGGAUCGACAGAUCGGUCUGGAGGCAGUGGAAACUCCAAAAAAAGUAGCAGGUUGAAGCAUGGUAACAAGAGCUCGCAUCAGAGUUUCUCCGAGCAGAGAACACCGCUUCGUGGCAGUGAAGAGGAGUCGAAGUAUACUCAGGAAGUUUUCUACAACGGCUAUAAGAAUUAUUGCUCCAAGCUCCCGAUACCUAGCCUCAAGAAUACAGAAGUUAUCAGACGUCAUAACAUGUGGAUUCCCUUCAUGAGAUGGGACCUUACGGCCAAGUCGUCGAAACAAGAAGGACCGCUGUUGGCGCAUGAUACUAGGGAAGCAGCCGCCUUCACUGCUUCUUGUCUAAACACGAAUGUCUCCAUAUAUCGCGACACAGAUCACCAAAGUAGAAACAUGUUUGUCGGCUCAACUACCAUACCUCCGUUGUUUGGAGAAAUGAAACUCCCGCCGUUUGUGUAUCAAUGCACAGUGGAUGUGGGGGAUAAGAUAUACACAUUAGGAGGUCUCACUCCUUCAUACUACUACACGGACGAGAUGCCAGACCUGUCUGCUUAUCAAGUAGACGGUGUGCCAAAUCUCCCGCCUCCGUUGCUCGAUUCAAUUGUCAAUAAUCCCAGUAUGGUUAACAACCAUGACUUGUAUGUCAUAUCGUCUGCUUCUUCAAGGGUAGUCAAACCUGUUUUGUCAGGCCACGUUCCACCUCCCCUACUUUGCAUGACCGGUUCAGCUCUCACAAAACGUCAUAUAUUUUACUAUGGUGGAUUCGAGAUAAAAACGGAGACGCGAAUCGACGACAGCACGGGCAAAUUCUGUUUGAAAAAGAGAGCUGUUCUCAGCAACCGCGCGUACAUCUUGGAUGCCUUGACGUGCAAAUUCACGAAGGUCGAUCUUGUUACACAGCCCACGAAAUUCAAUUCGUAUCCAUCAAUCGCGCCGCGGUUUGGACACUCUCAAGUGUCUGUCAAGGUGAAUUCUACAGUAAAAUGCGCAGUUUGUGCAACAGCAAUGUCUGCAGAUAAUAAGCUCGAUGUUACAAAGCGAGAUAUUGAAAUGCCCUCGUCUCCCUUAUCGCAACCUAUUGACGAGGGUCUUCAGUCUGAGAACUCUUCCUCGAUUGAUAGAAAUCUCAGCAAUAAACUUUCUAUCUCUACCAGCAUGGGUGUCUCAACAAUCUUGGUGAUGGGCGGAUAUUGCAAUGACGACGGUGACGACUAUGAACCUCUAAACGACCUAUGGAAAAUAGAGGUAACUGUUAUUGCACGAGGAAAGAGAAACUACUAUAAGUUCGCUGAAACAGCUUUGGCCACCCCUUUCUCUCAACUACGAGGCGACACUGAAAGCGGCAAAUGGCCACCCAUGCGAGCUUUCCAUGCAUGUGAGAUAUAUGAGAACGACCUUUUAAAGGCCCAAUCUUCGGAAGAAGAGUCGUUAGAGAACCUGCGAGAAAAUUUCAUGUUCGAGCCAAAAGAAACGCCACAGACCAGUCUCGAGGAAAAAUCAUAUACUAGUUCUGCAUGGUCCGAUCCCCGCGAGCAGCAUCAGAAUCAUCGACAUCCACAUCACCAGCAACACCAUCACCACAGCAGCGUAAAUGAUGUUAACAUGUUCUUAGCUUGGAACGCUCAAAAGCAGUCACAUAUGCUGCAAAGCACAUCCCAAACGCUGGUGAUACACGGUGGGUCAAAUAAAUCACUUGUUCUCGGUGACUUGUGGUGGUUCGACCUCGAUACCGAAAAAUGGACGCAAAUCAAGACAUACAAGGCAAAAUCCAAUAGCGAAGGCAAAUGCGCAGAGAUCAAUCUUACGCUUGUGGGGCAUAAGCUUGUGCGAAUUUCCGCUAAAGCAAUAUUUCUUGGUGGGCUCGCUCAGUGCGACGUUGACAGACAUUGGGUCAAUUCUGAAGAAGCUAGUUCGACCAAAAAAGCUUCUUCUUCGCUCCCCGUUGCAAGCCUCUAUCUUUUGGAUCUUCACUCUUUUAUGUUCGAGCCCUUCUGCGUUGGCGAAGAGCGCCGUAUCGAGCCUGAGGGAGCGGAAACGCCAUGGCACGAACAACUCCGGAUGAUUUCUACGUCUGCGACUCAUCGAAACGGCUUUUUGCAGCUUAUUGGCGGACUUUUGUGCAGCGCUCACAAUUUAGAAAAUGCAUAUUUGCGUGGAACAUUUACCACAUGCAUCCUUCCCUUGAUCACCACACCUCAAUCCAUCGCUCUUUGA
Molecule: messenger RNA, 2493 nt
Organism: Lachancea sp. 'fantastica'
Lineage: Eukaryota; Fungi; Ascomycota; Saccharomycetes; Saccharomycetales; Saccharomycetaceae
Source: the annotation of a GenBank genome assembly